GCCGAAGCGUUUCUUCGGGAGCAGUUCAACAUACCCCCUCACGUCCCCGUCAACCUCGACGCUCUCCCAGAUCCCGCUCCCGGAGAGCGCCCCGAGUAUACAAACUCCCAGCUCACCCGACUCGCCAUCUACGGCCAUCCACGACACGAAGCCACCUUGAACCAAAUCCUGCAAGCGAUAGAGGAUCGGUUUGAUUGGUACAGGAAGGAGAACAAAGCCUGGAGAAAUAGCAUCCGGCACCUCCUCUCUCUCGAGUCUUUUUACGUCAAGGUCGAACGACAGAAGACCGAUCCAGGGUCUGGGUCAUACUGGACCUUGAAUGUAAGGGACCCUUAUGGGAUGAAGCGCCUUCGUAAGCGU
Molecule: messenger RNA, 360 nt
Organism: Guyanagaster necrorhizus
Lineage: Eukaryota; Fungi; Basidiomycota; Agaricomycetes; Agaricales; Physalacriaceae
Product: winged helix DNA-binding domain-containing protein
Exons: 2
Biological process (GO): regulation of transcription by RNA polymerase II
Molecular function (GO): RNA polymerase II cis-regulatory region sequence-specific DNA binding; DNA-binding transcription factor activity, RNA polymerase II-specific
Source: RefSeq, a predicted model, not a curated record